This is a messenger RNA of Chanos chanos (milkfish), 2045 nucleotides long. RefSeq names its product tetraspanin 4b (gene tspan4b). Lineage: Eukaryota; Metazoa; Chordata; Actinopteri; Gonorynchiformes; Chanidae. Bases 261 to 962 code for a protein of 233 amino acids. The record is from RefSeq and is a predicted model, not a curated record. The transcript has 8 exons. Gene Ontology annotation, cellular component: plasma membrane.
AAUUAGUUUUCAUCGGAUCUGCAGGACACGUUUUAAAAGUGUACAGCUGGAAUCAAUAUACAGAGAAGCGCAAUAAAACAUCGGAAUCAACUCCGUAUUUGAAACCAAUCAUGAAAUAAAUUGAAUCAAUAGGCAAGAAUAAAACAGGAACAUCUACGUGAAAAGAAUCAACGUGAAAAUCAUCAAAGCAAAAUAUCAUAUCGAAGAGACUUUGGAUUGUCUAACAUUUACUCCUGCGGAUUCACUCACUCAGCAACAGGAUGUCAGUGUCACGGAGGUGUCUGUGUUGUGUGAAGUACCUGAUGUUCAUUUUCAACCUAAUCUUCUGGCUAGGAGGAUGUGGCUUGUUUGGCGUGGGGGUGUGGCUUUCCUUUAACCAGACCGAAUUCUCGUCUCUUCCGCUGUCCUUCCCUUCUCUGUCUGCUGCCAACUUGCUGCUUGUUGCUGGGGGUGUCACUAUGGUGACUGGGUUCCUUGGUUGUCUAGGGGCUUUGAAGGAACAGCGGUGUCUACUGAUGACGUUUUUUGUCAUUCUCCUUCUCCUGGUUCUUACUGAGGCUGUUCUGAUUUUGAUCCUUACCAUUUACCAUGAAAAGCUGGACGAAAAAGCCAAGGCUGACCUGAAGGAAGGGAUGAAGAACUAUGAAAACAACAAGGGAUUAAGAGAUUCCUGGGACAACAUGCAGAAAAUUUUCAAGUGCUGUGGCAUCACCGAGAAAGGCGACUGGAAUCUCACAUUGUCACGUCUCCCCACUUCCUGCUGUCUGGGUGGUGUGGACCCAUGCCAGUUCGAUGAUGGAUGGGGGGAGCCAUGCUAUGAGAAAGCUAAAUUAUGGCUAUGGGACAACAUUAAGUCUGUGCUGGGCUUUGGAGUCUGCAUUGGAGUCAUACAGAUUCUGGCUCUGAUUUUCUCCAUGCUGAUGUACUGCCAAAUCCUGCGUGCUGAUAAAUACUUGGACUGACCUGCUUUGGCUUCAUCCUGACCCCUGGGGUCUGCCCAUAGAGUUCCAGUGUGGAGAGUGUUCAAUCCAACCAACAUUCCUUUGUAUGGGAUACAUGCUGGACCUAUUUAAUUCAUACACAUAAAUGUAAACAAUGCUGUGACACAGACUUUGUCCACUGCUCUGGAUAAGAUCACCAACAAUGCUCAAGUUCUCCCGGAACCUUAGGCUCAAACUGCAGUCGACUUAUUUACUACUAGUGUAAAAAAAAUGGCCUUUUUAGUAACUUGGAUCUACAACUUGACAAAAGUCAGUUUUAUCCAACUAGAAAAGCUGUAAUCUUUCCCCACUGGAUACCUUUGAGUUUGGACAUGUUUAUUUAAGUUAUCCAGCUAUUUGACAAAUUGUUCCCGUAGUGCGUGCAGGCUUUUACAUCAACCUGUCACACUCAUACACACACACAGCAAAUUCAGUAAAUCUGGCGAAAUCUUUUAAACAGUGUUAUAUUAUCACUGGAACAAAUCCCUGUUGGACUGCAGUUUUCUACUUGAAGGUCUGCAUAACGUAGAUUGACUCUAAUGGUUCUAAAGGUCCAGAGGGAAGAACUCCUUUUCAAAACCUACCUGUACAAUAUCACAUUAAACUAUCAAUUUAAACAAAAGCCACACUUUGUAGUUUCACCAUUAAGAGACAAUGAGAACACUGACAGAGUCUCCACAUUAAGGUAAGGGAGUAGAAAUAGUUGUAAUACUACACAAAAUGUAAAGAACAUUUAUAGGAACUAAUUAGAUGACCAUUAAGUGCUUGCUGUGUAGUCUUUUUUUUAUUAUUAUUGGAAUGAUCUGUUACCACACAGUGUGUUUUGUACUGACUGUUUUGUGUUAGCUGAAAAUUUUGAUGAAUGUAAACAAAGUAAACAGAAGGAUUUUAAUCAUUGCUUGCAUUUAAAGAAACAUUGUAAACACUCAAAAGAAGCCUUUUUUAUUUGUUUCUUCACACUGUUAGGUAUGUCCUGUGAUUACUUAGUGAAAAAAAAAAAACACUAUGUUUUUUUUUUCUACUGUUAUUACAUGUAUUAUGAACUGAAUCAUUCUAACAAAUAAA